AGUGAUGGUGGGAACGAAAAUCCGAGACGACAUAUCGAUUUCGUCCUGUGCACCGCACGACGAUUGACACAGUAUCACGCCCGCUCACCGCUGAAACAUCAACCGGUCCACGGCAGUUUGCAUAAUAUAACACAACAUGGUCACCGCCGCCACGUCGAGUUACCGCGGUCGUCGUCCGGCCGCGGAGAUCUUGAUGGCUAUAUUCAUGCUGGUGCUGGGGCUGUUGUCGCUACUUGAGCCGACGGUCGAUUGUCGACGAGCCGUCAAACACAGACACCACUGGAAAGCGAACUUGAUCAAAAACUAUUUGAAAAAUCACAAGAGCCUCGAGGGAAUGGUGAGACUAGUUGACGGCGAAACCGAGUACGAAGGUAACGUGGAGAUCAUGCACCUGGGUAAAUGGGGAGCCAUCUGCGAUGACGAAUGGGAUGCGCGAGAAGGCCAAGUAGUGUGCAGACAACUCGGUUAUAAUGGGACUUCGAGGGUCACGCAUAAUUCGCACUUCGGUCAAACUGCCAGAAAGUAUUGGUUAGACAAUACUCAGUGUGGCGGUCAAGAGAUGGAAAUUUCUGAGUGCCGGUUCGAUAGUUGGGGCGAGAAUGAUUGUGACCCAUCCGAGGCAGCUGGCGUAGUGUGUGGUUCUCCGGAACCAGAAAAGCCCAAAUACUCUAUGCCUGCAGUGACGGUUUCGGCAAAAAAAGUCAUCCGGAAGUACAGGAUCAAAGACACUUCGGGAUCGGACAUUGAAUUGCGAUUGGCUGGAGGCAGGACAUCGGAAGAAGGCAGAGUUGAAGCAAAGACUAACGAUGGUUGGGGUGUGAUAUGUGGUGAUGGGUUCGGAGUGCUUGAAGCGUUGGUCGUGUGCCGUUCCAUCGGGCUUGGGUAUGCAGCAGCCGCUUUCCAGACAGACAAGUUUGGAGGGUUGGAUCUUCCUGUCGUGUUGUCGACAGUGGAAUGUGCCGGAAACGAGUCGUCGCUUGCUGGUUGCUAUCAUCAGCACAAGGCCACGUGUUCGACCAGGAAGGAGACGGUAGCUGCAGUCGUGUGUGCCCGAGAGAUGGCAGAUUUGGCGGUGAACGUCGACGAACUGAUCAGAUCGGCAUACUUGGAGGACAGGCAGAUGUACUUCUUGCAGUGCGCCAUGGAGGAAAAUUGUCUGGCGUCGUCCGCGUACGAGCUCCGACGGGAUGAGAUCGAUUGGCACCUGAUCACCCGUCGGCUGCUGCGGUUCACCGCGAAAAUCACAAACGUCGGCACAGCUCCGUUCCGACCGGCAGUGCCCAAACAUCUGUGGCAGUUCCAUCAGUGUCACAUGCAUUACCAUAGCAUGGAAGUGUUUGCCACUUUUGACGUGCUAGACGGGGGUGGCAUGAAGGUUGCUGAGGGACACAAGGCGUCAUUUUGUCUGGAAGAUAAUCAGUGCACGGACGGAGCUAAGCCGGCCUUUGCGUGCGCUGAUUAUGGUGACCAAGGAAUAUCGGUCAACUGUUCGGACAUUUACCGACACAACAUCGACUGUCAGUGGGUGGACGUGACUGACCUAAACCCAGGGCUGUAUACACUAAAAGUGUCUGUUAACCCAGAGCACAAAAUCCCGGAGAUGACGUAUGCCAACAACGCGGCGGUAUGCUCAAUGUUCUAUUCCGAGACUUUCGUGAAGAUCCACGACUGCGUCCUGCAAAAUCCGUAACGAACCGAAGUUUCGUCAACACCACCGUUCACAUCGGUUAAAGUUUAUAUUAUAAAUCCUUAUCAGAGUGCAUUCGAGUAAAACAAUACACCUACUCGUAUUUACACAAUAUUAUAAGCGUAUUACGAAUAUAAUAACGAUGCACCGUACCACGAAAAUGGGGCCAAAUUUCUUAUACAAUAAUAAUUGUACAUAGCACUUGUGUUCGUAAUCAAUAAUUAUUUAAUUUUGAAUUUUCCGCAAUUGCCUACAAGCUUGCACAUCUAGUCGUUUGUAUACAUGCGUCGACUUUAUACAUGACAUAUAUUAUUAAUAACAUGAUUUGAUGUUUUUUAACAAAUCACACAAUAUAUUAUGCGAAUAAUUGCUUACGUAUAGUUUAAAUAACUCAAUCAUUUUUUUUUUUUUUUUUUUUUGUCGAGUUUUGAUAUUUCAUAUUAUCUCAACCAUAUGAUAGAAACGAGCACUUUGUAAUGUUAUAGUUACCCAGUUACCCAUACCGUAAACAUUAAUAUUGUAAGUUUUCAAUUUAAUAAAGUUAAUUAAAAAAAAAAUUGAUUUAAAA
Aphis gossypii (cotton aphid) is the source of this 2255-nucleotide messenger RNA. RefSeq names its product lysyl oxidase homolog 3 (gene Loxl2). The coding region runs from base 137 to 1690 and encodes 517 amino acids. The record is from RefSeq and is a predicted model, not a curated record. Gene Ontology annotation, biological process: peptidyl-lysine oxidation. Lineage: Eukaryota; Metazoa; Arthropoda; Insecta; Hemiptera; Aphididae. Gene Ontology annotation, cellular component: membrane. The transcript is spliced from 8 exons. Gene Ontology annotation, molecular function: protein-lysine 6-oxidase activity; copper ion binding.